Messenger RNA from Syngnathoides biaculeatus (alligator pipefish), 2664 nucleotides. It is a transcript of the gene fam228a, whose product is annotated as family with sequence similarity 228 member A. The transcript has 8 exons. The record is from RefSeq and is a predicted model, not a curated record. Bases 1004 to 1990 code for a protein of 328 amino acids. NCBI's taxonomy places the organism in Eukaryota, Metazoa, Chordata, Actinopteri, Syngnathiformes, Syngnathidae.
GGAAGAACGAAGUGGCCGACGUUCAAUGGCGACAUAUAACGUAUGACAUGUCCUGUAUAUUGAUUUUUUUUAUUUUUGAUUGAUACAUUGAUUAAAUGAUUGAGCUCUUGGGAAGGCACCACAUGAACACGAUGUUGUUGUCUGCUACAAGAAUAAUUUGCGCUCACUUUAAUUGCAUUUUACCAAUUAUGCUAAAUUAAUGAAAACAUUUUUCACCGUUUACACAGGUUAACGCCAUUUUAAAACUAGAGAAUGUGAUACUGGAAGCUAAACUGAAAUGCUGUACAUGGACUUGAAGGGGGGACACACUUUUAAUCUUGUUUAAAGUCUUGAAAUAUAGCUCACCUAGUGCAUUAGUAAAAUUAUGUGUACUCUAUUUUUUUGUUGUUGUUGAUAUCCCUCCAAACCUCAAGUAAGGAAAAACAACUUAUCAGACACAAAAAGCAAAACUGAUGAGUUGUCAAUCAUUUGCAAUGGACCCUCGGGUACACUCUGAUUGCGCUGAUCUGUUGGCAUGGGCUUUGCUCAAACUUUUUUGGAGUAUCUCCCUCCGGAAGAUUCACCAAAUGGCUAUCCCUCAUUUCCUAACCAUUGGGCAUAAGCCGAGCAAAAUGAUAGUGAGCAGAAGUGAUGAGACGUUUCUGCUGGACAUGUACAUUUAUCACCUUUUGGAUUUUUAAAUUGAUAAAUACAUUGUAUAUUCUCCAAAGUAAAACUGCAAACUGAUAACAUUUAAUCUGAUCCAUUAUGAACAAGUCAUGGUAGCAACGUAAAGCCAUUCCUAAAGACAGCAUCAUGUUUACAGUGACGAUCCUAGGUUAGAAUUGCUAACACUCCUAUUUUGUGAAAGAUUAAUCACAACUAUGCACUAUCAUAAUCGUAUACAUUUGCAAUUUAUUUAUUUACAUGUCACGUUUUGACUGGAGAAAACAUCAAGUGUAUUCAACAGCAGCGGACUACACGUAAACACUUGUCACACAUUUCAGCCAUUUUCAAAACCACAAUGAAUUGUACCGUAAACGGUUCUCAACUGUCGUCACACUGGAGCCGCAUUUUCCUACUGUUGCCAGUCAUGUGGUCGAAUAAGAGGAAUGACGGCUUCAUCACCUACGAUGCAGCGUUUGAUAUCCGACUUCUGGCAUCUGAGGCGGCGGAGUCCAAGUACUCACGACCUGAGGUGAGACUGUGCGCCCCGGUGAAGAAGAGGAACGUGGGCGUGUACAUUAAGCAGAAUAAACGUGAUGAUGCCACUAUGGGGGUCCAGGGACCGAGGCCAUGGAGAGGGUGUCUCUCUCACGCCUCCACCAGGCGAGUCCAGGGAAAGCUGGAAGCUGAACUCAAAGAGGCAAAAGAACUAAUUCAACCUUUAUUGGACACAGAAAAGGAAUUGGAGAAUUUUCUGAGCAGGCACGAUGAAGCCAAGGCAAUGAAGAGGGAGGUGAUGCGCAAGGUUUUGCAUGAAGACUUUUGGGCGCCGCUCCAAAAGAAGCUCGACUACCACAUGGCCACUUGCAACCCGGCCGAGGUCAAGCGGCGGCAAAACUUGUACCAACAAUUCCUCCGGCACGGAAACGCCAAGGGCCACGUGUUUUUAGACACUUGUGACCUCAAUGAAUACAAUCCGUAUCUCCUCUACGGCAAAAAGCCACACAAAUGCAAGCUGAGGGUGGCUGAGCUGAAGGAGAUGGAAUUACUAUACGAAUUGUCCAAGAUGAAGAAGACUCGUUGUGAAGCAGGAUGCCUAUAUAAACGGAACGGUCAUAGUAAGGUCCAACAUGGUGACUAUGUGAGUCCUGUCGUCAGCUCAUUCAAUGUCCAAUCAGUGGACAAGGACCACACGAAUUACAUGAGUUCCAGGUACGACUAUCCAUCUAUUUUCUUCGCCGCUUAUCCUCACGAGGGUCGCGGGGAGUGCUGGAGCCUAUCCCAGCUGUCAACGGGCAGGAGGCGGGGUACACCCCGAACUGGUUGCCAGCCAAUCGGAGCAUAGAGACAGUCGCACUCACAAUCACACCUAUGGCCAAUUUAGACUCCCCCAAUUAAUGUUGGAUGUUUUUUGGGAUGUGGGAGGAAACCGGAGUGCAAACUUCACACAGGCGGGGCCGGGAUUGAACCCGGGUCCUCAGAACUGUGAGGCCAACGCUUUACCAGCUGAUCACCGUGCCGCCUAGCCCAGAGUACUGUUCUAAAAAUAGCUCCCCGGUGAUGGGAAAUGGUGAUUUCCAAGGAAUGUCGUACAAAACCGUGAGAUGAUUUGUCGUACGAUGAAAAUAAACUUGACACCCGUGACAGCUACUGUAUGUUUGAAAAAAAAAAAAAAAAAAAUAUUCGGUGACCAUAACAAUAACGUGUAAUGUGUUGUACAGCUUGGACGUACCGUACCAUGUACGCGAGACCUCCGCACGGGAUGGCACAUGCCAUCACCCCGGCUGCUGGUUCUCCAGAUGAGUUCUUCACUUCACUUCGCAUCAUUGAAGCCCAUUUUAUCAACCCAAUCGCCACCUGUCAGUAUGACUCACGCACUGAUACAAGAACACUGGUGGUUCAUAAUGAAGCCCCAACAAAGACGACUGUUUGUAUGUACAAUGUACAGGACUGCACAGCGUGUACAAUUUAUUAAUUUAAUGUUGACUUUCACACAACAUUAACGGUAUGUUAUGCUGU